Microplitis mediator is the source of this 1932-nucleotide messenger RNA. RefSeq names its product GATA zinc finger domain-containing protein 14-like. Gene Ontology annotation, molecular function: zinc ion binding; nucleic acid binding. The transcript is spliced from 3 exons. The record is from RefSeq and is a predicted model, not a curated record. The coding region runs from base 1 to 1932 and encodes 643 amino acids. NCBI's taxonomy places the organism in Eukaryota, Metazoa, Arthropoda, Insecta, Hymenoptera, Braconidae.
AUGUCAAAUAGAAUAGUUACUCGGAAAUUUGCAAAAGAAAAUAAUAUAGAUAUCAAUCUGGAUCCUUCCGGAGAAAAUCCAGAUUCAUCCACUGAAAAACAAAAAAAUCCUUAUCGUCCUAGUGGAAGACGUUCUCUCAAAGAUACCUCGAUUUCACUUAAUUAUUCAAAUUUUGUUCAAAAUAAUAAUUUACAUAGUACUAACCAACUAACUAAUGAAAGUAUUGAAGAAAAUCCUAUUGAAAAUAAUUCUGAAUCUGGUCAUCAUUCUAAUAUUGAAAAUUCUACUGAAUCGUUUGAAAAAUUACCCUCAAAUUCAGAGGAAAAUAAAGAAGUAAAUACACAUGACAAUCAAACAAAUGAUUCUGCACAACAUUCUGAAGUUAAUUCUACAAAUGAACACCCACACAAUGCACUUUUAAAUGAUGAGCGUAUCUUGAAUAAUAACAAUAACCAUAACAAUAACAAUAUUAAUCAAAUCAAUAACGAACAACCGGUAGCAAUGGCUCUGUCAGCAAAUCAAUCUAUUUCUUUACGUGACGCGUUGGAAUUUGUACCCGAAUAUGAUGGUGAAAAUAUGACACUUACAGAAUUUAUAACUGCUUGUAAUGAAGCUUUUAAUUCUUUACCGGAAGAUGCUGAACUUAAUUUGGUUAAAUUAUUGCGAAAAAAAUUAAAAGGCGAUUUAAGAAAAUCUAUAAACUGUGCAACAGUAAAUACAAAACAAGAAUUUUAUGACUUCUUAAGGGGAAAAGCAGCCCCAAAUAAAACAGAAAUGCAAUUAUUGGGUGAAUUGGGUCGCGUUUAUCAAAAAGACAGGGAAUCUGUUUUAAAAUAUUCUAAUCGAAUUUGUGAUAUUGCAGCACAAUUAGUUGAAGUACACAAAAAAACACAUACACAAGUAGAAAACGAUGCUUAUAUACUACAAGUUGAGCGAAGAGCCGUAGAAAGUUUUUUAAAUGGUCUUAAUCCUGAAAUCGAAAGUAAAAUUCGAACCUUAAAUAAUAAUUUUCAAAAUACACUUAAUGAAGCUAUUAAAAUCGAACAAAAAAUUAAAUUUCGAAAAGAAUUAAGUGAAUUUGAAAAUAUAAAACGAAGGGGAAUUGAAAAACCCGUGUUUCUUUGCGAUGAAGUCAAUCGCGAACACAAUAAUUCUCAAAAACCACAUCAAUCUAAUUACCAACAAAAACAAGAUUUUUACUCUCAAAAUAAACAAUUUGAUAAUAAUAAAAAUUUUAAUCAACAAUCAAACUUAAGACAAACUGUAAUUUGUCAAUUUUGCGAUAAAGCAGGCCAUACUGCUGAUAAAUGUUUUAAAUUAUUAAAUUCUAGAGAAAGUCAAAAUGUUGAAAGAUGUCAAAUUUGUAAUAGAUCUGGUCACAUUGCUAAAAUUUGUAGAUUCAAACACGAAUUUUUAAAUAACAAUUCUAAAAACUUUAAUAAAUGUUUAACUUGUGGUAGUCAUGAACAUUCAAGUAAUAAUUGUCCUAAACAAAUUAUUAGUUGCGAUUAUUGUAAAAAAAUAGGUCACAAAAUUAGAGAUUGUUGGAAGAAAAUAAAUGAUGAAGAAAAACAAAUAAGAGAAAAUCAUCCUUCAACCUCUAAUUCACAUUUUGGAUAUAGCGUAAAUCCUAAUGUCGGACGAAUUUCAGUAAUGAUAGACACAGGUAGCGGUCCUAAUAUUUUAAAAGAAAGUUUUUGUCCAAAAGGGGCAAUUCUAGAUAAAACUAAAACUAUAAAAUUACUUGGAAUUAACGAAAUUCCAGUUGAAGCAUUGGGUGAAGUUGAAUUAGAUUUUCUUGAUUUAGAAAUUAAAUUUUUAAUAGUUCCUGACGAUUUUCCAAUCGAGCAAUCGGGAAUAUUGGGUUCGAAUUUCUUUGACGAAGCGAAAGUCCAAAUUUGCUAUAAAGAUCGCAUAAAAUUUAUCCUGUAA